AAAUAAGCAUUCGGCCUGCAAUUCUCUUUUCUUACAGCUCUUGUGCCAGUCUUCGAUUCGUUCCAUGCAUCUCCAUUCCCCUUGGGCAUAGGGUUUUUCGUGCUUCGAUGAACAGAAACUACCAUACAGUAGUUUCCACAUGACUAAAGUGAUAUUACUUUUCUGUCGUACAAUACCGCCAUUUAGUGCCUCCAAACCUUUCAACAACCGUCAUCAUGUCGCGACUUUCAGACGUCAAUGAUUUCCACACGAUCGGUGGAACAUACCACCCCGACACCAAGGAUCUGGAGGGGAAUCCCUCCCCAGAUGCUCCAUACAGUCAUGAUGGCCAGCAUCCAAUUGUUGCCGACAAGCUGGCGCGAAAACUUUCCGCUCGUCAGGUCCAGAUGAUUGCUAUUGGAGGAACAAUCGGUACUGGACUGUUCCUCGGUACAGGAAGGUCUCUUGCUACAGGUGGGCCAGCUUCUAUGCUCAUCGCAUAUUUGAUAGUUGGUGGUAUUAUAUUGCUGACGAUGUUGGCCCUUGGCGAAAUGGCUGCGUUCGUGCCUAUUGCUGGUUCUUUUUGUACAUUUGCUGGACGAUAUGUUGAUGAUGCAUUUGGUUUCGCUUUGACGUGGAAUUAUUGGUUUAACGACGCUGUUUCGACCGCAGCUGAUUUGGUUGCACUUCAGUUGGUGUUUUCAUACUGGAAUACAAAUAUGCCCGGCUGGGCACUAAGCUUAAUUUUUUGGGUCGUCUUGAUUUUCGCCAACAUUGUCACUGUUCGGGCUUAUGGAGAAGUAAGCUUUUUGAUUCUCGAGCUUGAGUCAUAGCUGACUUUGAUAUUCAGAUUGAGUACUGGCUAAGCCUUCUGAAAGUUAUUACUAUCACAGUAAGCUUCCGGGUCAAAGUCACUAUUUUGGAUGCAUCUAACCUAAUCUAGAUUUUUAUUAUACUUGGAAUCGCAGUGAACUGUGGUGGGAAUACUGAACAUAAAUACAUUGGCGGUAUGAACUGGAACAUUGGUGAUGCACCUGUAUGUUUACCCUGUCUUUUCACUGUCAUUUUAUCGUUGAACCUACGGAAAAUCUUACAAUUUUGAGAAGAUCCACAGGUAGAUGAAUUAACUAACCAUCUUGUAAUCUAGUUUGUAGGCGGAAUAGGUGGUUUCGCUUCUGUGUUUGUGUCAGCAGCUUUUGCAUGUAAGUUUUUCUUGAUACAAGAACAUAUUUACAAUCAACUGAUUCCCUAAUAAGACGGUGGAACUGAAUCAAUCGCCAUUACCGCCGGAGAGACUGCAAACCCCACCAAGAACCUUCCACGUGUAGUAAAGAAUGUCUUUUGGCGUAUUCUAAUCUUCUAUAUCCUAUCCGUUCUUCUCAUUGGUCUGAAUGUCUCUUAUAACACUCCUGGCCUCACACAAAGAUCCAGCUCCGUCUCUCCUUUCACUCUUGUCUUCCAACAGGCCGGUGCUCGCGCAGCUGGCAGUUUUAUUAACGCAGUUAUUGUCACCAGCGUCAUCUCAGCUGGAAACCACGCCCUUUUCGCUGGAACUCGUCUGCUAUACUCCCUUUCAGUCGACCGUCAUGCACCGCAAGUCUUUGGAAAACUGAACAGAAACAAAGUUCCGUGGGUUGCCGUCUUAGCUACCAGUAUCGUCGCAGGAUUGUGUUUUGGAGCAUCCUUCAUAGGUGCAGGGCAACUAUGGACUUGGUUACAAAAUAUCGUGGGAGUUUCGAAUCAAAUUGCCUGGGUUGCAAUUGGCAUAACCUCUAUUCGAUUCCGCGCAGCAGUCAAACUACAAGGAAAAGAAGAUCUUCUGCCUUUCAAAAACUGGACGUAUCCUUGGGGCCCAUGGAUUUGCGUCAUCCUAAACAUCUUCAUUAUCCUGGUUCAAGGUUGGAGUUCUUUCAGUCCAAAGUUUUCGGCAGUGGAUUUUGUGAGCUACUAUUUGCAGUUGGCUGUUAUGCUUGUGAUGUAUGUCGGAUGGAAGGUAUUCAAGAAGACGAAGAUCAUGGGUUUGGGGGAGAUGGAUUUGGAAAGUGAUGUUCAUACCAUUUCGGACGUGGAUUUGGCUGCGACGGAGAAGGAAAAGACGAAUAUGGGGAAGGUAAAGAGGGUACUGAAUUGGGUUUUUUAGAUGGAGUUUUAUAGUUUAUGAUCCAGAGGGC
Hymenoscyphus albidus is the source of this 2150-nucleotide messenger RNA. The record is from the annotation of a GenBank genome assembly. NCBI's taxonomy places the organism in Eukaryota, Fungi, Ascomycota, Leotiomycetes, Helotiales, Helotiaceae.